Messenger RNA from Nycticebus coucang (slow loris), 2213 nucleotides. RefSeq names its product factor interacting with PAPOLA and CPSF1 (gene FIP1L1). The transcript has 19 exons. The record is from RefSeq and is a predicted model, not a curated record. Gene Ontology annotation, molecular function: RNA binding. Lineage: Eukaryota; Metazoa; Chordata; Mammalia; Primates; Lorisidae. Bases 229 to 2040 code for a protein of 603 amino acids. Gene Ontology annotation, cellular component: mRNA cleavage and polyadenylation specificity factor complex.
CACCUAGAGACGCCGCGCCGCUUGGGUGCCUCUGCGCGUGCGCAGGCGGAUCAGCACGGCAGUCUUCAUCUUUGCCGCCGCGGCCACCUUCCCGGGAUUUAAGUCUCGUGCUUUCUUCGUUCGCUCGCCGGCGGGUUCGCGCCCUUCUCGCGCCCUGGGGCAGCGAGACUGGGGAAGGGGUUGGAGGGGGCUGUUGAUCUCCGCCUUUAAGUUGGGCUCGGGGCGGCCAUGUCGGCCGGCGAGGUCGAGCGCCUAGUGUCGGAGCUGAGCGGCGGGACCGGAGGGGAUGAGGAGGAAGAGUGGCUCUAUGGCGGCCCAUGGGACGUGCAUGUGCACAGUGAUUUGGCAAAGGACCUAGAUGAAAAUGAAGUUGAAAGGCCAGAAGAAGAAAAUGCCAGUGCUAAUCCUCCAUCGGGGGUUGAAGAUGAAACAGCUGAAAAUGGCGUACCAAAACCGAAAGUGACUGAGACUGAAGAUGAUAGUGACAGUGACAGUGAUGAUGAUGAGGAUGAUGUUCAUGUCACUAUAGGAGACAUUAAAACGGGAGCACCACAGUAUGGGAGUUACGGUACAGCACCUGUGAAUCUUAACAUUAAGACAGGAGGAAGAGUUUAUGGAACUACAGGAACAAAAGUCAAAGGGGUAGAUCUUGACGCCCCUGGCAGCAUCAAUGGGGUUCCGCUCUUAGAGGUAGAUUUGGAUUCUUUUGAAGAUAAACCAUGGCGUAAACCCGGUGCUGAUCUUUCUGAUUAUUUUAAUUAUGGGUUUAAUGAAGAUACUUGGAAAGCUUACUGUGAAAAACAAAAGAGGAUACGAAUGGGACUUGAAGUUAUACCGGUUACCUCUACUACAAAUAAAAUUACGGCCGAAGACUGUACUAUGGAAGUUGCACCAGGUGCAGAGACCCAAGAUGGCAGAUUCAAUCUUUUUAAGGUACAGCAGGGAAGAACUGGAAAUUCAGAGAAAGAAACAGCACUUCCAUCUACAAAAGCUGAGUUCACUUCUCCUCCUUCUUUGUUCAAGACUGGACUCCCACCAAGCAGAAACAGCACCUCUUCUCAGUCUCAGACAAGUGCUGCCUCCAGGAAAGCCAACUCAAGCGUUGGGAAGUGGCAGGAUCGAUAUGGGAGGGCCGAAUCACCUGAUCUAAGGAGAUUACCUGGAGCAAUUGAUGUUAUUGGUCAGACUAUAACUAUCAGCCGAGUGGAAGGAAGGCGGCGAGCAAACGAGAACAGCAACAUACAGGUCCUUUCUGAAAGAUCCGCUACUGAAGUAGACAAUAAUUUUAGCAAACCACCUCCAUUUUUCCCUCCAGGAGCUCCUCCCACCCAUCUUCCACCUCCUCCGUUUCUUCCACCUCCUCCAACUGUCAGCACUGCUCCACCUCUGAUUCCACCACCAGGUAUUCCAAUAACUGUACCACCUCCAGGUUUUCCUCCUCCACCAGGCGCUCCUCCUCCAUCUCUUAUCCCAACAAUAGAAAGUGGACAUUCCUCUGGUUAUGACAGUCGUUCUGCACGUGCAUUUCCAUAUAGCAAUGUUGCCUUUCCGCAUCUUCCUGGCUCUGCUCCUUCAUGGCCCAGUCUUGUGGACACCAGCAAGCAGUGGGACUACUACGCAAGACGAGAGAAAGACCGAGACCGAGACCGAGACCGAGACAGGGAACGAGACCGUGAUCGGGACAGAGAGAGGGAGCGCACCCGAGAGAGGGAGCGGGAGCGCGAUCACAGUCCCACACCGAGCGUAUUUAACAGUGACGAAGAGCGAUACAGAUACAGGGAAUACGCCGAGAGAGGCUACGAGCGGCACAGAGCCAGCCGAGAGAAGGAAGAGCGGCACAGGGAACGGCGGCACAGGGAGAAGGAGGAGACCAGACACAAGUCUUCCCGAAGUAAUAGUAGACGUCGUCAUGAAAGUGAAGAAGGAGACAGUCACAGGAGACACAAGCACAAAAAAUCUAAAAGAAGCAAAGAAGGAAAAGAAGCCGGCAGCGAGCCCGCCCCUGAGCAGGAGAGCACCGAGGCCGCCCCUGCAGAAUAGGCAUGCCUUGGGCCUCUGUGUACAGUAGCACCCCACACGUAGAUACUAUGAAUCUUGUUAUUUUUUCUGCAUAAUGUUUAAGAAAUUUACCUUUAAUCUUGUUCUGUUAGUAUGAAAAGUUAACUUUUUUUUUCCCAAAAUAAGAGAGUGACUUUUUCAUGUUAAGUUAAAAA